Vairimorpha ceranae is the source of this 395-nucleotide messenger RNA. Its product is annotated as a-factor-processing enzyme. The annotation marks the transcript as partial. The transcript has a single exon. The record is from RefSeq and is a predicted model, not a curated record. NCBI's taxonomy places the organism in Eukaryota, Fungi, Microsporidia, Nosematidae.
AUGACAGGCCAUCUUAAAUUGCGUGAUAUUAAUUUUAUAACAAAUUCUUGCCCAAACGUUAUAUCCCCUUGUUUUACUUAUAUCUUUGAUAAAAGCUAUAAAGUACCGAAAGCAAGCGUAUACAUACUUUUAAGCUACCCUGAUUUUUUUACAAGAUUAAAAGAUUAUUCAACUUUUUUUGAGCUGCAAUGUGAACAUUUUUUAAUGACUUAUGAUUCUUUUCUAUCUGAAUGUAUGGUAGGGACAAGUAUAUAUACGACAGAUUACGGUAUAGAAAUACAUUUUUGCGGUAUAUCUACUAGAAUUAGUGAUGUUUGUACACUUUAUAUUAAUUUUAUAUUUAAUAACCAAGACGAAAGCAGGUAUCAUUUAGUAUAUUUACAAAUUGAAAAAAA